GGCGGGACGUGACGUCACUAGGCUCGCCCCUUCGCGGUGCCUGUCGGCGGGGCCGCGCGACCAGCAGGAAACAACGGACACAUCACCGCGUCAGAGGAACGCAGAUCCUUCCGCCUCCGCCGUAAAGACUCACGGAGGAACAUACUCAGGCCCUACACAGAGGGUAACCCAGGGCAACAGCAGCGAUGUCGGGCUCCUACACUGACUCCAUGACGGACGUCUCAAGUGACAGCUUCUGGGAGGUGGGGAACUACAAGCGCACGGUGAAGCGCGUGGACGACGGUAACCGUCUGUGCAACGACAUGAUGACUUGCCUGCACGAGCGCGCCCGCAUCGAGAAGGGCUACGCCCAGCAGCUCACCGAGUGGUCCAAGCGCUGGAGACAGCUCAUAGAUAAGGGGCCCCAGUACGGGACCCUGGAGCGGGCCUGGGGCGCGCUGUGCACGGAGGCGGAGAAGGUGAGCGACCUGCACAUGGAGGUGAAGGCGGCGCUGAUGGGCGAAGACUUUGAGAAGCUGAAGAACUGGCAGCGCGACGCCUACCACAAGCAGAUGAUCGGAGGCUACAAGGAGACCAAGGAGGCGGAGGACGGCUUCCGCAAGGCCCAGAAGCCCUGGGCCAAGAAGCUCAAGGAGGUGGAGACGAUGAAGAAGGCGCACCACGCGGCCUGUAAGGAGGAGAAGCUGGCCACCAGCCGGGAGAACACGGGCAAGAUGGAGAACAACCCCGAAACCCAGAAGAAGCUUCAGGACAAGGUGGAGAAGACUCAGCAAGAGACAGAGAAGACUCAGGAGCGCUACGAGAAGUCCCUUGACGAGCUGGACAAGCUGACGCCGCAGUACAUGGAGAACAUGGAGCAGGUGUUCGAGCAGUGGCAGCAGUUUGAGGAGAAACGCAUCUCCUUCUUCAAAGAGCUGCUGCUGGAGGUCAAACAGCACCUCGACCUCUCCUCCAAUCACAGGUUCCAGACGACCUACCACAACCUCCAGGACACGCUGACUGCCGCCGACGCAGAGGAGGACCUCAAGUGGUUCCGCUCCAACCACGGCCCCGGCAUGCCCAUGAACUGGCCCCAGUUUGAGGCCUGGUCGGUGGACCUGAACCGGACACUGAGCCGCAGGGAGACCAAGAAGAAGCCGACGGACGGCGUGACGCUGACCGGGAUCAACCAGACGGGCUCGGACCAGUCGGUGGCGCCGGUCAAGACCAGUGGCAGUCUGAGCGCGCCCGUUAAGACGGCGCCGGCGGGGUCGAACCCCUUUGAGGAUGAGGAUGAGGGGCUAGAGGAGGAGCAGGAGGAGGAGGAGAUGGAGGAGGAGGAGGAGAAGGAGGUGAAGGAGACGAAGAGCGAGGAGAAUCGCAUCACGGUGGAGAAAGAGGAUGUGAAAACUGCCAGCAGCACGGAGAAGUCCCCCGAUUGGUCGGACGAGGACAGCGGCGCCAACCCCUUCUCCGCCAACGGGGAGGGGAAUCCCUUCGAGGCGGAGACGCCGGCGUCCCCUGAGAUCUCGGUGCCGGUGCGGGCGCUGUACGACUACGAGGGACAGGAGCAGGACGAGCUGAGCUUCAAAGCAGGGGACCAGCUGACUAAGAUCGGCGGUGAGGACGACCAGGGCUGGUGCAGGGGACGGCUGGAGGACGGGCAGGUGGGGCUGUAUCCCGCCAACUACGUGGAGGACCUCCCCUAGACCCCCACCACCACCACCUCCUCACCCCCGCCCGAGGGCGGAGGAGGCGGGGUAGAGAGAAUUGAGCAGAAGAGAUGGAGGAGGAGGUGCUGAAAAGGACCCCCCCCUAUGAUUAUUUUUUUUGGACCCUACUACCCCUGCAGGGCGGGGUGGGGGAGAAAGGGGGAGUAGAGGAUGGGAGGUGGACUGAUAAGGGAGGUCUGCAAACACAGAAAAAAUAUAUAUAUGGACGAGUUCAGAUGCUGUUUCCUUCUUACAACCGCUGUACAAAAGCAGAGAAAGAAAAAGUUCACAACCCACACUGCAAGGCACCUCAGGAGGUCAAAGGUCACGAGGAGGCUCCCAGCGGGCCCCGGAGGUCAUCGUUUGCUGUUACAGAAGCGUCGCUGAGUCCCGUUCUCCCCGCGACUCCCAGUAGAAUACAGUGCGAGUUUAUAUAUUGCUUAAAAGAAGAAACACUGGGACUGCAGUCGUUAGAAUCCUCUCGUCAGGAGCUUUGGUUUUAUCCACUAUUAUCUGUUUUUAUUCAAUCUCAAAAAACGAUACCAUCACAUUUUCCCAGUGCGUUUUUUGUUGAACUUUCUCCUUCAUACAAGAAGCAUUUAGAGUUUCCUCUGAAGAUGAUGAUGAUGAUGGUUAGACAUCUUCAUCACAACAGGGGGCCCUUAGACGAUGAAUUAGUGAGAGCGGAAGAGUCUUCCUUAACUACAACCAAUCGUAUCGCCUCCCCGCCACCACUGGCCAAUCACCACUGAAUGUACGCUCACUGAUUCCCGUCAUUGGCGCCUCUUGAUUGUACACUUUUUAUUUAAUCCUCAUUGUGUUCUGAAGUUGUGUUUCAGCCGUCUUCUGUUACACUUCUAGUAAAACUAGGUUAAAUUCCCCCCAGGCCGAAACCUGCUGGAGUGUUUGGCUCCAAUCCGAUGUUUAUCCGUUUGUUCAAUCCCCCUAAACCCGUCCUCACCUCUCCUCUCACGACCUCGUCGUUCUUCUUCUCACUUGAAUCCCCUCAUGUUUGUUGUUGCACUGGACGUCAGAAGGCCAAUACACGAGGAAUCUUCUAGAAACUGCAUUAUUGUUAUUAUUAUUUUAGAAAUGUUACAAUUCGAGUCUUGUAAGGUUUAGCACGAGCCUGGGGAGCAGAGGCUGCCGGCUCGACUGUAAAUAGCGUAGAUUUCUAUGAUCAAAACAAGCAAGAUCAGGUCACAUUGGUUCAGAGAUUGAAGACUUAAUUUAAGAUAUGCCGAAAGUGCUUUUGUUUCGACUCCACUGUUGGAAUGCUGUGAUCAGAAAAUCAAUUUGUAAAAUCAAUGUUUUAUUACAAAUGCCUCCAUGAAUUUAUUUUUAUAAAUGUUAUUUUUUUCAUAUAUUUCGCGGAUGGUUACAAUUCUGAUUUAAUCGAUUGCCUGAUACUGUCCGACUAUAUGGACAGAUAUUUAAAAUUUCCUUAAUGUUCUCUGAUAUAAAAUGACGGGUGUAUAGGUUGAUCAGUUGGAACGGCCUAAAGUCUCUGAUCAACAUGAUUGGUUCGUUGUACUGAUUCUUCAAAUAUGUUGGUUUCAGAACUGUUGAAAUUGAUUGCAAACCAAUAUUUAGAAACAUGAUCUUCAUUUGAGGCGUCUCACUGCGGUAGGAAAUGCAGUCGUUUGUUUUUAGAUACUGAGACGAAGAGGAGGUGUUCAGCUGUCUACAGAGCACAGCUACGCUUUACUUGCACAACUUCAGUUUGUCAAUGUUGUACCACAACAUAUAAAUAAAUGUAACGAGUAUG
This is a messenger RNA of Gadus morhua (Atlantic cod), 3459 nucleotides long. It is a transcript of the gene pacsin2, whose product is annotated as protein kinase C and casein kinase substrate in neurons 2. The transcript has 11 exons. Gene Ontology annotation, cellular component: cytoplasm; endosome; plasma membrane. Gene Ontology annotation, molecular function: protein binding; phospholipid binding. Gene Ontology annotation, biological process: cytoskeleton organization; plasma membrane tubulation; regulation of endocytosis. Bases 186 to 1688 code for a protein of 500 amino acids. The record is from RefSeq and is a predicted model, not a curated record. NCBI's taxonomy places the organism in Eukaryota, Metazoa, Chordata, Actinopteri, Gadiformes, Gadidae.